AUGAUUAUGAAACAAGCAAAAAUAUCACAAGCCAUUGCGGCAGCUCAGGAGAUAAUUGAUGACAAAAUUAAAAAUAAAAUUGACCAAAACAACAUCACAAAAGAUCUGGAAGGUAUAAAGGAGGCUUGCGAGACUUUUGUAGAGAAGCUUGAUAAAGAACUGACGAAUGGCAGAAUUAAACAGCUCGUGGAUAACAUAACACCGGGUAUUCAGGGUAAAACUACAUCCACCAACUCUGAUCUCAACACUGCCGUGAAAUCCGCCCUCGUUGCGCUCUGCGCUUCUGUAAGGCAAGUUGGCAACGAACUCAACUUUUUAGGCAUAAGCGUGUUUGGCACAAUAUUGGACGAUGUACACCAAAAAACAAAUACACUUCACGGUCAGCUUACCGAGGCGACUAGUUCACCCGUCCCCCCUUCGCCCGUCCAACCCGAAAGCCCCGCCCAAGCCGUGGACAGCAAGUUGGACGCAGUGAGGGAUGAGGUUGGGAGGCUUGAAGACAAAUUUAAAACACAAGUCACCAGUGAGCUUAAGACUCAAGUCUCCCAACUUCCCUCCGCCGUUAACAAUUUCAACACUGAAGCUCAAGCACAGAUCAAGGAUGCAGCCAGGACGGCGAUUCAGAAGGCGGCUGAGCAGAUUAGUGAGCAAGGUAAAGACCCUGAUGUGGCGUCAAAAAUGCCGGAAUUUGCCCUUGAGCACAACAAAAUAAAAACGCAACUCCCAAAGGACCUCCAAGCUUUGGUUGAUACGCGCAUUGGGCAGGAUGAUCCGACAAGUGGCGGCGUUAACAUUAAAGGCACUGGACAAUUUAAGGAUUACGAUAAGCACGUUAAACAAGAUAAAAUUAAUGCCCUUCAAAACGGUAGGCCUCUACAAGGCACUGCAGAGGAAGGCAAACUUCCGAAGGCUAUUAAGGAUAUUGAAAAUGUGGGUCUGAAUGAUCUUGAACAAGUUAUCGGUGACAAAGCCAAGGACAAGAAGAUAGAUGAACAAACCUUCACCGGUCCGUUCGGCAAAAUUGAGGAACAGCUUGAGGAGAUCAAGAAAUUGGUUGAGAAUAAGCUGCCGCAGCCGACAGGAGUUAAGCCGGAUGGCGUCAAGGACUACUUGGCUGAGCUUAAAAGUGCGCUUGAUCAGGGCAAGUUAAAUGGAGCUGAUAAAGGCCUUGACGCAAUUAAAACGGCGAUUACCAUUCUGCAAACAGACCAGUUCACUAAGCAACCCGAAGCAAUUGGCCAAGCCGUCCAAGCAAUUAGGAAGGAGCUUGAAGAGCUUAGAGGGAAGUUGAAGAAAGAGCAAGGCGGUAAUAAAAGUGGCGUCAUCUACGAGUUAGAAGAUUUGAAAGAGAAGGGUCUUACCGAGAAUGGGAAUCAACCUUGGAAAAACGGUGUCAGUGGCCUUGGGAGAAUCCAUGGGGAUCUCAGCGCUGAAAUAGAAACGCUAAAGCAGCAACCUGGUGUAAUUGAAAAGGCCAUACAUGAUAUUAAGUGGGAACUCAUUAAGAUAGGAUCAAAUUUAAAUCAUCCCCUCAUUCCUGAUGACAUACUGGAACAGUUGCAGCGCUUGAAAAAAAUUAUCGGCAAAGAUGACCCUAAAGAUGGAAGCGUUCAGUUCAUUUACAGUGUUAUUAAAAGCCUGCAACAAAAUCCGUUUAAAAGACAACCCAAUCAAAUUGGUAUAGCUAAUAACGCUAUCAAAAGAGAACUCACUGCCCUCCGAAAUGAGUUGCAAGGUACUGCGGGCAGCGAGAAUCGCAUAAUUAUGGGCUUGGAAAUCUUUGUAAGGUACAAGGUUGGCACUAGAUAA
Babesia ovata is the source of this 1809-nucleotide messenger RNA. Its product is annotated as Extracellular matrix-binding ebh, putative. The transcript has a single exon. The record is from RefSeq and is a predicted model, not a curated record. The coding region runs from base 1 to 1809 and encodes 602 amino acids. NCBI's taxonomy places the organism in Eukaryota, Apicomplexa, Aconoidasida, Piroplasmida, Babesiidae.